Molecule: messenger RNA, 660 nt
Organism: Rotaria sp. Silwood1
Lineage: Eukaryota; Metazoa; Rotifera; Eurotatoria; Philodinida; Philodinidae
Source: the annotation of a GenBank genome assembly
AUGAUUUCUCAUCUAUCUGUUGUCAACUACAACAAAACAUUUCAAUUGUAUGAAAAUAAUAUCAUCACGAUUACUAUUCUUCCACAAUUUUCUAUUGUGAAUCAAAAUGAAAUCGAUUCUUCAUUUAUGUAUACACAAUUACUAAAAGAAAUUCUUAUUGAAAUGAAAUAUGAUGUAACAGCAAAAAAACAAUUUAUUGAUUAUAUUCAUAAUUUCUAUGCUAAUAACGAAAUACAAUUAAAUACCAUCAAUGAAUUUCAACAUACAUAUGAACAUUAUUCACCUAUUUGGUGUGGUCUUCUUUCAUUUAAUAAUUUCUUAUCAACAAGUACUGAAAAAUCAAUUUCACUAAUAUUUGCUAAUAGUUCUCGCAGUGAUUCGAAUUUAGUUCAAAUUCUAUUUGAAAUUGAAAUUAAUACAAGAACAUCUUCUGUUUCAUUUGCUUCAUUAGAUCAUAUAAGUUUUUAUGGCAAUAAUGAAAAAGAAAUUUUCUUUUCUAUGCAUACUAUAUUUCGUAUUGAUGAAAUAAAUCAAACUAAUAAUAGAUUUUGGAACGUAAAAUUAACAAUGACUAAUGAUAAUGAUGAACAAUUGAAAUGUUUAACUAAAUAUAUACGAAAUGAAAUUGGUGGAGAAACAGAAUAUCAUCGAUUAGAUUGA